Molecule: messenger RNA, 801 nt
Organism: Castor canadensis (American beaver)
Lineage: Eukaryota; Metazoa; Chordata; Mammalia; Rodentia; Castoridae
Source: RefSeq, a predicted model, not a curated record
AGCAACACCAUGUCGCUCUCAGUGCGCGCCUCAGGACUGUCCCAGCGGCUGUCUUCACAGAAUGGGAUGGCAGGCAGAUCUGGCAGCAUGUCUGCUUCUAUCAUUGGCAGUGGCUAUGGGGGAAGCACCUUCGGCUUUGGCACUGGCUGUGGGGGAGGUUUUUCUUCUGUUUCCAUGUUUGGUUCUACUUCUGGCUUUGGUGGUGGCUCUGGAAGUUCCUUGGCAGGACAGGGCAUUGCUUAUGGGGGACCUCUGGGAUAUAGCUUUGGAGGAGUGGGAAUGGGAAUGGCACUGGGGGGAAGCCCGGGAGGUGUCUGUCUAGGUGUCACCUCUGGCCAUGAUGGAGGUCUUCUUUCUGGAUCAGAAAAAGCAACUAUGCAAAAUCUGAAUGAUAGAUUAGCUUCCUACCUAGAUAAGGUUCGAACUCUAGAAGAAGCUAACACCGAGUUAGAAAACAAAAUUCGAGAAUGGUAUGAAACACGAGGAUCAGGGACUGCAGAUUCUGGGCCACAGACUGAUUACAGUAAAUACUACCCACUGAUUGAAGACCUCAGGAAUAAGAUCAUUUCUGCCAGUGUUGGAAAUGCCCAGCUCAUCCUGCAGAUUGACAAUGCCAGACUGGCUGCCGAGGACUUCAGGAUGAAGUAUGAGAAUGAGCUGGCCCUGCACCAGACUGUGGAGGCUGACAUCAACGGCCUUCGCCGGGUGCUAGACGAUCUGACCCUGGCCAGAGCAGACCUGGAGAUGCAGAUUGAGAACCUGACGGAGGAGAUGGUCUACCUGAAGAAGAACCAUGAGGAG